UGGCACUAUAAAUAUAAUAAUUCAGAUAUUAGAAGUAGUAUUAGAAAGAAAACAGAGUAUGGAGCGAUCAGUAGAUGAGAGUGAUUUUAACCUCAAUGAAUGGGGCGUUAGAGCUCGAAGGAUCAGCCGCGAAAACACCAAAUCCAGAAGAUUCUCAGCUUCAAAUUUGAAGAGCUUGAGAGAAGAAGCCGCCUCCUUCAGAUCAAACGUCACCGUUUCCAGCACUGCUUCCUCGCCAGGCUACACCAUCAGAGAGGAAAUCGAUCCUUCCACAUAUUCCUUCUCAACCGCUCUCAGAGCGUUGCAAGCGAAAACAGCGUACGCGUGGGAGGCGCCGCAGCCUCGAGAUGGAUUGAUUCUGAAUUCGAAAUGGAACGAAGCGGAAAAAUACAUAAGCAAUCCGUUAUCAGGAGAAGUUCCCCUGGAGUGCUUAUCGGCCAAAACCCUAAGCGGCAGAUCCUUCCGCGGCCUCGCCACCAGAAUCAGCAUGUCCGCGCCGCUCAUCUACCCUUCCCAAAUCCACCUCGAAAAACCACAGGCGGAGAAGAAGACGAGAGACGUGGGGACGCAAAGCACGCCGAUAGAUCUGAGCUCGAGCAGCCCGACGCCGGCGGCGACGCCUUCGAUUGAAGAUCGACCGAUGAAGAUAUUGACGAGUGAGGCGGAAGGGGGAGAUUCAUCUGUUUCGUUCAAAUCGGAAACCGCAACGCCAACAGAGGUAGAAGAGAAGGAAACAAUAGAGGAAGAAAGAAAUGGAGGAGAGAGAAAAAAGCAGUGGGGGAUGGGAUGCUACUGCUUAUCCUUGAGGGGUCUGUAUAUCAUGAGAGCACAAAGGCACAAAGAAAAACACAAAAGGGGAACAAACAAUCCUACCUUUCUUGAUCAUCUCAAUGCCUAGCUUCACUGCUACAACUUUGUCACAAAAUAGAAAGAUUCUCCAUUCCCCUCUUCCACUUACCUAUGCUCAUAUUGCACAUCAAAACCAUUCAUAAUAUGCAUGCAUGUUAGUUAUGGUUAUAUUUUUUUACCAUCUAGUAUUAUCUCCAAUGAUGUAAAAUAUAUUCUUUAAAUUGUAUAUCAAGCUUUAAUUUUUAUGAA
Messenger RNA from Salvia hispanica, 1098 nucleotides. RefSeq lists its product as uncharacterized. NCBI's taxonomy places the organism in Eukaryota, Viridiplantae, Streptophyta, Magnoliopsida, Lamiales, Lamiaceae. The record is from RefSeq and is a predicted model, not a curated record.